AUGGCGGCGGCUCGGACGAGAACCAUGGUUUCGGAAAGUUUUGAUAGUUUUGUGGCGCCUGUCAUUAAUAAACCAGUUCCUAAUCAUCUGUUAGAAACAAAAAUCUAUGCAAAAGUUGGACAGAACUCUAUUUUGCAAGCCAAACCUUCAGUUAUAAAUUUUUCCGGCUUCAAAGUUGGUGAAAAAAUUACCCGAACACUUGUGAGUACAUUUAAAUCAUAGUCUGGUAAAACAAACAUUUUGGUAUACACUGUAUUUCAUUUUUAUAUUAAUAAUAAAUCAGUAUUUUGUAUUAUUGUUGAACAGGAAAAGCUUGUGCCUGGAAUGUUCAUUGAAGUUGUUGUGGAGUUUACACCUGAUGAUUGGAGAUAUUAUUAUGACUGUAUUCGAAUUCACACAAAGGCAGAGGAAAACCUUAUUGUUCCUAUUCAUGCAUAUCCUGUGAUGAGCACUGAUGAGUUUCCUAGAGAAGUUCACUUUCCAUCUGUACCACUUGGAGAAAAAACAACAAAAGUGAUUCCUCUGAAGUGUGACAUCCCAGUGGAAUUUGAGUUCACGCUGAGUUAUGUUCAGUUACACCCAGCAUUUACUGUGGAACCAAUGUCAGGAAUUGUACCUGGUAAUGGUGAGGUAGAGAUUAAAGUGACAUUUGCACCAAUGGACUUCUCAACAGCUCACAUGAAGCUUCAGCUGAAGGUGUCUCAAUUCAACAUGUCUCCACUUGUCUGUUCCUUCACGGGAACAUCAGAGCCAGGACUUGCAAAAAGGUUGAAAGUAAAAGCAUGGACAGAAGAACUACCCCCAUUACCCACCAAUGGAAUCCUGGACCCAUUACUGAUUGAUCCUCUCGGCAGAACAAGACUGAAGAAACUUAAGACCAGACCAUGGACUCCAGGAGAGAAGAAACCCCAGGAACUGGUCAGAGAUGGCUUGAGAUUUCCAACUACUGGUCUUGACAAUCCAUCCACUGUGUCCAGUAUCCUUCUACAACAACCUGGAAAGCUGAAGGCCAAGCAGAUAAGAGAAGCUGUUCAAAGUAAGAAAGAUGUUUCAGGGAGCACAAAACAGAUGAAAGAAACAAAGUUUGAGUACGAAGUUCAUCAGAAUAUUCAAGAGGAACGACAGAACCAGCUCAGAUGGUGUGUACGAUUAGGUGAAGAUCCCAUAUCAGAGGCAACAAGAAAACAGAUUUGUGAAACAAGGAUAGAAGAUGAAAGAGAGUACAAGCUGAAUCGAGGAGACCCAGUGAUUGAAGAAGAGUAUGACCGGUCUUGUGUUGGAUGUGAACUGAGAAGAAUCCACAGACAAGCGGAUGAAAUCCCUCAAAAUGAACCUCGGUUUGAUCUUCUUGUUAAUGACGAGUGGAGCAAGAGGCACAUGGUUGUACAGAAGUUUGUUCAAGCGGGACGAAAGGUCAUAGUACGACUAAGAGCCAGUAGACACUUAAGUUCCCUGGAAGAAUUUGUCACAGACUGGAGAAAAGGAAAAUUCACCCGAGAACACACAAGAAGUCAACUUGCAGAGAGUGAAGAAGAAAAGCUGUUCGAUGAAGUUGAGGUUCCUCUGCGGAUCUCGUCUGAAGGCAUUUUUCCCUUUUGCUUUCCUUCAUAUAAAUCUCCGGACACAAAAGAUGAUAUGGAUGUUGAUGCUCUUGGUACACUGAAUGUGCAAGCGACUUUUGUCAAUGUCAAAACACACGUGCCUUAUUACAACUUAAAGGUCCCCAAACAGUGUGACAUCCUGGGUUAUAACCGUCACUCCGUAGCCGACGCGUCCUCGGGGUAUGUCCCGCCAAAGCUCGUACGUCCCUUGAGGGUUGGCGCCGAGGAUGAAAUAAUAAACUUAGUCAGCAGUGUACCGCUUACGUCGGUUAGAAGUCCCAGUCCCGUCCCGACCACGGAAGGAGGCGAGGAAACUAAAGAAGAGGGCGAAGAAGACAAAACACAGAAUCCACAAGUAAAGAGCCCCAUUAUCACAACCCCACAAGAGGACGUAGCCGUGCAGGAGCCUGAGGCGGUGCCCCUCGUGGUGCCUGCUGCGUUGUUCAGACCCACAUCUUACCAUCCCAUGCAUAUUUUUAACCCCGCACCAGGUUUACAAGUGUUUAAGCCUCCGCUUCCUUACUCCGAAGUGGAUGAAGACUAUCAUUUGUGUCCGUUACCACGUAACAGAACUGCUGGAAAAUCAGGGAAACAAGGCAGGAAAUACCUGGAGAGACAGGAUGUUAUUCCUGGUGUUAUGACGUGGAAGCGGUUUCCUUGUCAGCCUCUGGUAUCCAUGGCAGCAAAUCCAACGAUAUCAAAUGUGUGGAUUCCUCGAUGGACUGACCCGUUCAGUGAGGACCUGCUGCCUACGGAAGUGCCUUCAUUACUACAAGGUCUCCCGGAUGAUGACGUCAUGAGUGAUGACGAAGCGGAAGAAGAAGGAGCAGACCCAGGCUUCCAGGAGAUCCCAGUCCCCACGCCAGAAAUGGUUUGUGCCCAGUUUCCCUCGGCAGAGAGCAUUCUUGGAGACCAAGAUCAGCAGGGGUCGUCGCAAUUAAGUGAGAUGGUGCUUCACCCAGGCGGAAACACGAGAACCUUAGUGGCUGCUCCAACAGCAGCCACCACAUCCUUCGUUCCAAGGGAGAAACGUGAAAAAGAAUUAAAUGAAUUUUUGAGACAGCGGAGAACAGAGUGGGAUUUAGAAUCAAACAAAGGAUACAGUCCAUAAAUGAUGCCAUGUCUUCGUCCAAUCUGGAACUAA
Messenger RNA from Pocillopora damicornis (cauliflower coral), 2745 nucleotides. Its product is annotated as cilia- and flagella-associated protein 221-like. NCBI's taxonomy places the organism in Eukaryota, Metazoa, Cnidaria, Anthozoa, Scleractinia, Pocilloporidae. Gene Ontology annotation, biological process: cilium movement; motile cilium assembly. The record is from RefSeq and is a predicted model, not a curated record. Gene Ontology annotation, cellular component: 9+2 motile cilium.